AUGGCUGCCAAACCGCUCGUACGGGUCGUCGGUUCCUUAAAUAUCGACAUCGUCACAGUCACGCCGAGCAUUCCCCACUCGGGCCAGACCUUGACGGCUAUCUCUCGUUCUAUCGGCGCUGGGGGCAAAGGCGCUAACCAGGCAGUGGCCUGUGGCCGAGCCGCCUUUAUCAGCAAAACUGAACAGGAUCUGGACGUUGAGAUAAUAGGCGCUGUUGGAGCCGAUGAUCCCCAGUUUCACUCUUUGCUGGAGCCAAUGCUCCGCCAAAGUGGGGUUGGCACCUCUGGCGUAGCCAAGGUGCAUGGUGCUCAAACUGGAACGUCGAUUAUCUUGGUUGAUGAAAGCUCGAACUACAACAACAGCAUCCUUUUCAACCCAGGGGCGAAUUAUGACGGCAUGCGAGAUCUAAACCAAAUAUUGUCGGUCGCUACGGCCACUGCGUGGGCAACGGCCUCAACAAGGCUUCCAGAUGUAGUCGUGAUGCAGGGCGAAAUCCCGCUUGAAACGACCUUGGGCCUGCUUAAGCACUUCAACGAGGAGACGAACAAGACAUGUGUCGUUCUAAAUCCGGCGCCGAUGUUCCCUCAAGGAAUCGCUUCAGAAGCCUUAAUGGGCUUAGCUGUCCUUAUCGUAAAUGAGUCGGAAUGCAUACAGCUAGCGCAAUCGUUGGGCAUUAAUUUCUUGCGGUUCGAGUCGACAAACGAUAAACUGGAAAGACCUCAACUGGAUCAUAUAGCAAAUCAUCUCCAACAAGCCGCUGGCAUCAAAAAUGUCAUUGUCACACUUGGGUCUGACGGAGCUUACUUCGCCGCUCAAUCAGGCCUAAAGAAUCGAGUCCUCUCCGCCAAAGUAGAAAAGGUCGUCGACACCACCGCUGCGGGUGAUACUUUUGCGGGUUUCUUUGCCGCAGCUUUAGCUAGGCAUAUCGGUGCCGGAGGUGUCCUGCAAAACUUUGACCUCCCUUCGGCUGUCAACUUUGCAAAUUUGGCAGCUGCAAAGAGUGUGCAGCAUAGCGGGUCGAUGAAAAGCAUUCCUUUUGGCUAUGACUUGGCAUGA
This is a messenger RNA of Penicillium canescens, 1056 nucleotides long. RefSeq names its product ribokinase. The transcript has a single exon. Gene Ontology annotation, molecular function: ribokinase activity. The coding region runs from base 1 to 1056 and encodes 351 amino acids. The record is from RefSeq and is a predicted model, not a curated record. Gene Ontology annotation, biological process: D-ribose metabolic process. Lineage: Eukaryota; Fungi; Ascomycota; Eurotiomycetes; Eurotiales; Aspergillaceae.